This is a messenger RNA of Rhinichthys klamathensis goyatoka, 1367 nucleotides long. RefSeq names its product histamine H3 receptor. The transcript has 3 exons. Gene Ontology annotation, biological process: adenylate cyclase-activating adrenergic receptor signaling pathway. The record is from RefSeq and is a predicted model, not a curated record. The coding region runs from base 1 to 1362 and encodes 453 amino acids. Lineage: Eukaryota; Metazoa; Chordata; Actinopteri; Cypriniformes; Leuciscidae. Gene Ontology annotation, molecular function: histamine receptor activity. Gene Ontology annotation, cellular component: membrane.
AUGAAAACUCCUCACUCGUCCUCGGGUUCACAUGAUGACUUCAGACCUGUUGCUGGCUCUCCACAUGUCCUCGAUCUGACGAUGGUUACCUGUUUCAACUCUACCAGCUCCAACUCGACCGUGAGCUCGGAUGCGGCUCCUUUCCCCGGGAUCACGAUGGUUAUCCUGGCGAUCCUGAUGACGAUCCUGGUGGUCGUGGUGGUCGGCGGGAACGCGUUGGUUAUUCUCGCUUUCAUCGUGGACAAGAGCCUCAGAAAUCAAUGCAAUUACUUCUUCCUUAAUUUGGCUAUCUCAGAUUUCCUUGUUGGGGCGUUCUGCAUCCCGGUCUACAUGCCCUACAUCUUGACGGGCCGGUGGAUGCUGGGUCGAGGACUCUGUAAGCUGUGGCUCGUGAUGGACUACCUGUUGUGCACAGCGUCAGUCUUCAAUAUCGUUUUAAUCAGCUACGAUCGAUUCCUGUCCGUUACCAGAGCUGUGAGGUAUCGAGCCCAGCAGGGCGUCACUCGUCUGGCGGUCCUCAAGAUGUUAGCGGUCUGGGUUUCAGCGUUCCUCCUCUACGGUCCGGCGAUUAUAUUCUGGGAGCUUCUGGUCGGAGAAAGCAUCGUUCCCGAAGACGAGUGUUACGCCGAGUUUUACUGCACCUGGUACUUUCUUCUCUCCGCGUCAACAUUCGAGUUCUUCUCUCCUUUCAUAUCCGUGGCCUUCUUCAACUUUAGCAUUUAUCUCAACAUCCAGCGAAGGAACCGGACUCGCAUGGCCAACAUCGAGGUCGAGAAAGAGGACGGUUGGAGAGUCAUAGACGGACAAAACUCUUCUGUGUUCUUCGUUAAAACGCGCAAGGUUUCGUCAAGCGAACCGGCGGCCAUUUCCGCCGUUAUCCGAGACGACAACGACGACGAGGUUUCGCCGUCAUCAAGCGGGGAUCCCAGUAGCACACACUCCGUCUCUUUAACAAUGAAAGCCACUAUUAAGAAACGAGGAUUGUUGAGUCGUUGGGUACGAACGCGGAUAAUACGAGCGCAAGACGCUUCGAACGCAUGUGCACCUGCCAGAAGCGCAGGACAAGCACGUCUCUCCAGAGAUAAGAAGAUUGCCAAGUCAUUAGCAGUUAUAGUGUGUGUUUUUGGGGUGUGUUGGGCACCGUACACACUCCUUAUGAUCAUACGGGCCGCUUGCAGUGGCACUUGUGUGGGACAUCAUUGGUACGAAGUCACUUUUUGGCUUCUUUGGCUAAACUCGGCCAUUAACCCUUUUCUGUACCCACUUUGCCAUAGUAGCUUUCGCCGGGCCUUCGCUAAGAUUUUGUGUCCUAAACGUCAGUCUGUUCGACCACACAAGGAAAGCCCUUCUUGCCAAAGAUAGUCUGA